UUAAAUAUUUGGUCCCCCAGUAGACGGCGCUAUUUGGGCAGGUUUAGAAGGUAUGAUCUUGCUUUUCCCCUGCUGCCGCCAAGUUCCACGGAGGAGGAAGCUGGGGUGCGUUCAAGAUUCGGUGUCACCCGUAAUCCACCGCCAUCCACCGCCAUGGCCGAGGAAGGCAUAGCUGCUGGAGGUGUAAUGGACAUCAACACUGCUCUACAAGAGGUGCCGAAGACUGCCCUCAUCCACGAUGGUCUAGCACGUGGCAUAUGCGAAGCUGCCAAAGCCUUAGACAAGCGCCAAGGCCAUCUCUGUGUGCUUGCAUCCAACUAUGAUGAGCCCAUGUAUGUCAAGCUGGUGGCGGCACUCUGUGCUGAGCACCAGAUCAACCUGAUAAAGGUUGAUGACAACAAGAAACUAGGAGAAUGGGUAGGCCUCUGUAAAAUCGAUCGAGAGGGGAAACCACGGAAAGUGGUUGGUUGCAGUUGCGUUGUGGUUAAGGACUAUGGCAAAGAAUCUCAGGCCAAGGAUGUCAUCGAGGAGUACUUCGAAUACAAGAAAUGAAUAAAUAAAAUUUUGGCUCAUUAAAAAAAGAAGAAGAAGAAGAAGGUGACUCAGCUGACACCUUGAUUUGAGAUUUAUAAGACCUUCAUAACUCAGCUCCUCCCUGUUCCAGAGACAGCCGCAUCUUCUCGUGCAGUACCAGCCUCGUCUCAUAGACAAGAUGGUGAAGGUCAGUGUGAAUGGAUUUGGCAGUAUUGGGCACCUGGCUACCAGGGCUGCCUUCUCUUCUGCAUCUGGCAAAGUGGAGAUUGUUGCCAUCAACGACCCCUUCAUUGACCUCAACUACAUGGUCUACAUGUUCCAGUAUGACUCUACCCAUGGCAAGUUCAAUGGCACAGUCAAGGCUGAGAAUGCGAAGCUUGUUAUCAACAGGAAGCCCAUCACCAUCUUCCAGGAGCGAGAUCCCACUAACAUCAAAUGGGGUGACGCUGGUGCUGAGUAUGUCGUGUAGUCUACUGGUGUCUUCACCACCAUGGAUAAGGCUGGGGCCAAAAGGGUCAUCAUCUCCACCCCUUCAGCCGAUGCCCCCAUGUUUGUGAUGGGCGUGAAUCACAAGAAAUAUGACAACUCCCUCAAGAUUGUCAGCAGUGCAUCCUGCACCACCAACUGCUUAGCCCCCCUGGCCAAGGUCAUCCAUGACAACUUUGGCAUCAUGGAAGGGCUCAUGACUACAGUCCAUGCCAUCACUGCCACUCAGAAGACUGUGGAUGGCCCCUCUGGAAAGCUGUGGCGUGAUGGCCGUGGGGUAGCCCAGAACAUCAUCCCUCCAUCCACUGGUGCUGCCAAGGCUGUGGACAAGGUCAUCCCAGAGCUGAACGGGAAGCUCACUGGCAUGGCCUUCCGUGUUCCUACUCACCAUGUAUCCAUUGUGGAUCUGACAUGCUGCCUGGAGAAACCUGCCAAGUGUGAUGACAUCAAGAAGGUGGUGAAUCAGGCGUCUGAGGGUCCACUAAAGGGCAUCCUGGGCUACACUGAGGUCCAGGUUGUCUCCUGUGACUUCAACAGCAACUCCCACUCUUCCACCUUUGAUGCUGGGGCUGGCAUUGCUCUCAAUGACAACUUUGUAAAGCUCAUUUCCUGGUAUGACAACGAAUAUGGCUACAGCAACAGGGUGGUGGACCUCAUGGCCUACAUGGCCUCCAAGGAGUAAGAAACCCUGGACCACCCACCCCAGCCCAGCAAGGAUUCUGAGAGCAAGAGAGAGGCCCUCAGUUGCUGAGGAGUCCCCAUCCCAACUCAGCACCCAACACUGAGCACCUCCCUCACAAUUCCAUCCCAGACCCCCAUAAUAAGAGGAGGGGCCUGGGGAGCCCUCCUUUCUCUCUUGAAUACCAUCAAUAAAGUUCGCUGCACGCCCCCCCCCCAAAAAAAAGACCUUCAUAUCUCAUCCAAGCUCGGCCAGACUUCUGUCUUACAAAAGUUUAAAUUAUUACAUCUGAAGCUCAUUGCAUUGGUAGUAAUGUGUUUUGCAGCAAUAGAACUAAAAGAAGUGACAUUUAAAAAGCAUCAUUUAAGAAAAGCAACCCCUGAAGAUGUAGUGUAUGAUCCAUGCCUAGUGGGAAAAAGCCACAGUGGAAAAAGAUAAGGAUGGAGUAUGUUACCGGGCCAGCUUCUUGUGACUGACACAGUAGAGGAGGGGCCAGAAGAACCUACUAUUAUACUCUCUCCGGCGGUGUGAAUGAGUCUCUUUAUCGUCUUUGCCAGGAGAUAUUUUCGAUUUUAAAUAAUAUCUUUUGCUCCAUUUUAAUUCUCUUGACUCCGUGUUCUCAGGUUUUACAUUAAUAUUGUAAUAUCUACUCUGAAUUGGGGAGCAUCUUUUGCUCUUGGCUUGUUUGCUUUUUGAGACAGGAUCUUGCCCCACAGCCCAGGCUGGUCUCUAAUUCUCAGCUCUCCUGCCUCAGUCUCCCUAGUGCUAGGAUCGCAGGCACACAUCGCCAUCCCAGGCUUUGGCUUAACUUUGUACACUUUGUUCAUUUAGAAUGAGAUAAGUUCGCAGGAAGAAGGUAGUGAACACUUUCUUUUUAUAAAAGCACUUAAACUGUUUAAUUUGAUUGUUACAAUUCAUGUUUUAUAUAUGUAAUAUCUAUGUUUUAUAUAUUUUAUAAACAAUAUGUUUUUUCUCCUCCUAUAAUGUUUUCCUGGUGUGUUCUCAUUUCAGCUUUUUCUAUGGGACAUUCCCAUUCCCCACUAUAGUUCUCAUCAAUAAAAACAAUACUUUCGUUUCUUUAGCA
Molecule: messenger RNA, 2783 nt
Organism: Rattus norvegicus (Norway rat)
Lineage: Eukaryota; Metazoa; Chordata; Mammalia; Rodentia; Muridae
Source: RefSeq, a predicted model, not a curated record